CCCUCCAGCCGCUCCCCGGUUCAUCCAGAAGCUGCGGAGCCAAGAAGUGGCAGAAGGUAGUCGGGUCUACCUGGAGUGCAGAGUCACUGGGAACCCUCCUCCUCGGGUCAGAUGGUUCUGUGAGGGCAGUGAGCUGCACAGCAGUCCCGACAUCCAGAUCCUCUGGGACGGGGGCGACCUGCACAGCCUGAUCAUUGCCGAGGCUUUCGAGGACGACACGGGGCGCUACACCUGCCUGGCCGCGAACCCCAGCGGCUCCGACAGCACGUCCGCUGAGGUGUUCAUCGAAGGUGCCAGCUCAUCAGACUCUGACAGUGAAAGUUUAGCUUUCAGAUCGAAACCUGGAGCCAUGCCUCAAGCUCAGAAGAAAACCACUUCCGUGUCCCUGACCAUUGGAUCAUCAUCCCCAAAGACAGGAGUGACCACAGCUGUGAUCCAGCCUCUGUCAGCCCCUGUUCAGCAGGCCCCCAGCCCCACCUUGUUCCUCUGCCGGCCGGAUGGAUCCGCUGCUGCCUGCCUCCCGCCUGUCUUCACCAAGGAGCUGCAGAACAUCUGUGCGUCCGAGGGCCAGGUGGUCGUGCUGGAGUGCCGUGUGCGAGGCACGCCCCCGCUGCGGGUCUGCUGGUUCCGACAAGGCAGUGAGAUCCAGGACUCACCGGACUUCCGGAUCCUGCAGAAAAAACCUCGAUCCACAGCUGAACCUGAGGAGAUCUGCACCCUGGUUAUCGCAGAGACGUUCCCCGAGGACGCUGGCAUCUUCACAUGCUCGGCCAGCAAUGAUUACGGCUCAGCAGCCAGCACUGCCCAGCUGGUGGUCACCUCAGCCAGCACAGACGCCUGCGGCUACGACUCGGCAGGAGAGUCCGGCAGUGGCCACUUCCCGCCGCCGUCCCCGCUCUGGGAGCCGAACCCCUUCGAGCUGGCGCCACAGAAGCCGGCGGAGGCCCCUCCCCCGCCGGCGUGCACCGCGCACGCGGAGUGA
Messenger RNA from Odocoileus virginianus texanus, 982 nucleotides. Lineage: Eukaryota; Metazoa; Chordata; Mammalia; Artiodactyla; Cervidae. The record is from RefSeq and is a predicted model, not a curated record.